Molecule: messenger RNA, 1031 nt
Organism: Tribolium madens (black flour beetle)
Lineage: Eukaryota; Metazoa; Arthropoda; Insecta; Coleoptera; Tenebrionidae
Product: venom allergen 5 2-like
Exons: 2
Coding region: 49-945 (298 amino acids)
Source: RefSeq, a predicted model, not a curated record
UUCUACAACCAAACUUUAAGUUUGAAAUUUACUUCAAAAUUCUAAAUUAUGUUUCGGUCGAUUAUAUUCUUCGCAGUGUUUUUGUGCGUAAAUGGUGAAGGAAAAUUUGAUCCCACAAAGGUGGAUUAUUGUAAGUUAAAAUGUAAUAAACUAAAAUCUACUGGUUGCGAUUGCAAACAACGAGGAACUCGAAGCGAAAUUUUAGAGAAAAUGAUAGAAUUUCGUCAAUUAUGUGUGGACUAUCAUAAUUACUGGCGAAAUUUCCUUGCUUCUGGUAACGAAACUCGCGGCUUUGCCAAACCAGCUGCCAACAUGGUGGUCAUGAACUAUGACAUGGAGCUUGAAUACUUGGCACGAUGUUGGGGAAGAGGCCUUUUUAACGGAUAUCACGAUAAAUGUAGAUUGAUGAGCAACGGUAAAAGAGCAGGACAGAAUAUCGCUGGAGUAAAUGUUAAAGACCCCAGUAUGAAUAGGGUAAAAAUUGGCAUCAGAGUAGCUUGGUAUGACGAAGUCAAAGACAUGCAGGAAGAUAUUUAUGAGAAACUCAAUUCAGUGGAAAAGUAUAACAUUGGACACUUUACAGCAAUGUGUUGGUGGAGUGCGAAUCGUGUAGGUUGUGCUCGAAUUUAUACAGCAGAUACAAAAAAAGAAAAAUUUAUACAUCCGAUUUAUGUAACAGCGUUAAUUUGCAACUAUUGUACGAAGGAUCUUAAAGGAGUAAUUAACUUAAUAAACGGGCGGAUGUACAUCCAAGGGCCAGCGUGUACCAAAUGUCCCGAAGGUGAAAAAUACAACAAAUGCAACAAGAACUUCACCUCUUUGUGUGGGGAAUUAGAACCGGUGCCGACCGAAAAAGAGUGGGAUUUUGAUAAAGCUAAAGCUCCAAAACACAAAUCCUUUCCAAUAGUCAUUUUCAUUGGUUUAUUGGUGGUUUGUCUCUUCUAAGAAACAAACUGUUUGAAUUUUCUGAUGCUUUUGUAACGACAAAUUCAAGUAUUUUGUAAUAAAAAUUUCUGGGAAAAUAAACCAUG